ACUGCUAUCUCGUCUAUGCAUUAGGCCUUCCCUAUCUAGUCUGAAUAAGCUAUUAUUGCUAGUAUACAGCUAAGCUAAGCUCCCUUUGUGUUGUUUAAAGGCGUAAGUAUUGUUUGCAAUGCAUAUUGACUACAAGCACAUAUUACCAUUAUGCGAUUUACGCAUCUGAUUCUGUAUUAAUAUUUCCAGGAAACUGAGAUCAAACCAUGAAUAAAAUUGUUAAAGACAAAAAUAAACCGAAAGGACCAAUGUCGGCAUAUGCCUGCUUUGUCCAAGUUAUUCGAGAAGAACACAAAAAGAAACAUCCUGGUGAACAGAUAGUAUUUUGUGAUUUUUCAAAAAAAUGUGCGGAACGCUGGAAGCUGAUGACACCAAAAGAAAAGAAACGAUUCGAAGAUUUGGCCGCCAUGGACAGAGAACGAUUCAACCGAGAAAUGAGUGACUAUGUUCCUCCAGAUGGCAUAAAAAAAGGGAAAAAACGAAAGGGUCCUAAAGACCCCUCGGUGCCUACACGAGCAUGGUCUGCCUUCUUUUUCUUCUGUGAUGAGUUUCGUGCCAAAGUCAGGGAAAAUAAUCCAGAUUGGAAAGUUGCUGAUGUUGCCAAAGAACUUGGUCGUCAAUGGGAGACUUGCCAAGAUAAAGCCAAAUAUGAACUUCUAGCUCAGAAAGACAAACAGCGCUAUGAAGAAGAUAUGAUAAAAUACCGAGCAGGUACAUAUGUCCCAGCGCGAAAAAAAGUUGCCGGUUCAGUCUCAAACUCCACAUCGUUAGCAGGAUCUGAAACACAGAAUCCAGAUUGCAGUACAAUUACAAGUGGCGUUGGUGAUGAGAAUGGUGCAGAACUAGAGGAUGAAGAUGAUGGUGAACCUGACGAGGGUGAGGAAGAGUGAAUUUGAUCAGAAACAAUAAUAGGUUUUUUUUGUUGAGUUCCAUACACUUUGAUAACUCAAUUGUACAGGUUUUAUUGCAUUUAUGAUGUUUUAAUCCCCUAUCCUCAACUUCAGUUCCUUUCUAAACUUUGUAUACAUUGGUUUUUCUUGUUAUUUUUGUAUCAUUCAUAUGCUGAAUGUACAUUAGUAAUUCUGUUUUAACUUUCUUUUAUUGUGUUACGUGAGAUUCUAACACAUUAUUCUUAUUCUUAUUGUCCAUUAUUGAAUGUUAAGUUAUUGUAAUUUGAAAAUGUUUCUGUUACUUUA
Heterobilharzia americana is the source of this 1196-nucleotide messenger RNA. Lineage: Eukaryota; Metazoa; Platyhelminthes; Trematoda; Strigeidida; Schistosomatidae. The record is from the annotation of a GenBank genome assembly.